Messenger RNA from Orbicella faveolata, 5612 nucleotides. Its product is annotated as serine protease 23-like. The record is from RefSeq and is a predicted model, not a curated record. Gene Ontology annotation, molecular function: serine-type endopeptidase activity. Gene Ontology annotation, biological process: proteolysis. NCBI's taxonomy places the organism in Eukaryota, Metazoa, Cnidaria, Anthozoa, Scleractinia, Merulinidae.
AGUUUUGAUAGCCGGUGAGGUGCGUCGCCGGCGUCAGUGGCUAACAAAUGGAUUACAAAGAAAGUUAAAGUUUUAGUUCUACUUUGAUUUCCACGAUCGAUAAAGCAUGUUUCCUCUUGCAAUGAAAGAAUCUAAUCUCAGAGUAUCUUAAAGGCAAAUUCUGAAUUCUAGUUUUCAGAAUUGUAUUCAAGUUUGUCCUCGUACAAAUGGUACUUUUAUUCGGCAUCAGCUUUUAAAACAGUAGACAAAUAGACUGGCUAAGUCUAUAGUAGUGACGAUAUCUUAAUUCUUGGGUUGAAAAAAGAGGGCUGAUAAGUAGUAUAGACGCAUCGGCAGUUAUUUGUUUUCUAGUUUUCACCCGAGUUUUCGCUGAACCAAAACAAAACGAAGUAGUUCAAGUUUAGGGGGUGGAGCGCCCUCACCUCUUAAAUUAUCAUUACCGCAUAUGAAAUAGUGCUGAACGGCUGAGAUUCUCCAAAACUUCCUGUCAAUCGCUAGAAUAGAUAGAACUUAACUUGAGGUUGUUUUUCUCGCAUCCCGCGAUCACUUGAGGUUGUCACUCUUGAACCGAUUAAAUCUGGUCUUGAUCUAAGGUCCAGAUUUUUUCCGGCAAUGACAUCGUGAGUCACGCUUAGCCAGUGAUCGUAUGGCUGACUAAGAAAGUGAAGAAUAGAUUUGCUUUGGGAAUUUAGUUAAGUUUAAUUCAAGGUUCCAGCUAUAUCAGUUUUGAAAAGGAUACACCCCCAAAACGUGGGUUUGUUGUUUUUUUUUUCCGUAAACGGCGUAAACUCUCAAAAUGUCUUCUUCCUGUUAUGGAACCAGCAAAAUAUCCCCAGGGCUUGUUCUCCAAAAAGUAAUAUUUUAUCUAUCGAGGACCUCCGUAAGGUGUGCUAUAUGUCUCCAUCAAUGUUAAAUACAUCUGGAAAGAUUCCAGAUUUCACUCUGGAGGUUUUAGUCAUACAAUAGUAUGAACAAAUAAAUGAUCAUAUCCGAACAAUUUAUUCAAAAAAUAAAAAUUCUGUGAUAAACAAACUGGAAAAACAUUAGAACAUCUUUCGUUUCAGUUUCGACCUCUUUCCGAUAGCCAUAAGUGCACGCGGAUAUCAUUGUAUGUUGUUUUCUCAAUGUAUGUAAGUGAUAGCCGUUGGAGAACAAACAAUUGAAACUCCUCCGCUUUGUCGAAGCCUCAAGGAAACAAAAAAUAGUUUAAGAAAGUGAACCCGCGAAAUAGUCGAUGGUAAAUGACUAAAUUGAAAUAGGCAACAACGAAAACGAGCCCAUUCAGUUUAGUCCGAGAUAACAAGCACUUCAGUCGAGAUAGAUAGGUUCAACAUGUUACUGCUAUCGCUGUAUUUAGCAAACUUGAAAAAAAAAUGUUCCUAUGAGAAAAUGAUUUUGAAGGAAAGAGGUGAAACACGCCACAUGAAUGUUUUCUUUUAGAAAGCGCUUAAUGUUUGCAAGUCUUGCUAAGAUAUCGUUAUUAUCUUUGCCUUAUCCAUGCUUCUGUUGGGCCUCAAAAAACUGAACCUGUCAAUCAGUCUACUAAAACUGACUUCUGCCUUUUAACGAAAAGAUUAUCUCUCUAUAUAUUAGGUACUAUAAGUAAAGCUUUUCCAGAUCUACACACUGAUAGAUGCGAUCACUUUCCACUGGAAAGUAUCUAGAGCACGCAAACAAGAUGAAAACAUAAUUGAAAAGGAAUUUGAAUGCCAAAAAUGUCAAAUUGGAAGUAUGUGGAGAAGUCAGUUGAUCUUAUGUAAGCGGAUAAAGGAGAACGUACAUGCAUUUGAAAUAAACUACGAGUUUUGAGAGAAUUUCAAGUAUAUGUACAUUAAGAUAGGGACGAUUACUUGAAACAAGUAAAACUCCAUAAAAUAAUCUCGAUCGUCUUAAUUGCCCGGGGCUUAAUUGCCGCCAAAACUACGAUUAACUUUAUGGCUGUAUAGUGCUAAAUAAUGGGUUGCACUUGCAGCUAAAUUUAUUAUCUCAAAAGCUUCGGAAAAAAAAAACUGGUAAGUUAAAUUGUAAAGACGCAAUUUCAAAAAGGAUGUUUUUGUCGUGUACAUAUACCAAACCACUUCAGUUUUGUUAAGUUCGGGAAUCCGGCUGUUACAAAAUAAAUGUCACGGCUUACUGACCCACGCGUUGUUGGAACAAAAGAUAUUUUGCACUUCUUGUUUGCUUCGUCGUUAACUGAAGGGACAUUAAGUCUUGAAUUUAUUUCAGGAAAGAGGGUAUGUAAAUAUAAUCAUGAAAUGAAGACAAACAUUGAAGUAAAUGAUGAAUAAACGCUUUGUUUACAGAUUCUUCCACGUAAUUUUAUUCUAUACAACGGUUCAUGUUUUGUCGGCAGAUCUGUGAAACUUUGUUAUCUUUUCCACGAACCCAAAUUGCUGUUCAUUAAACACUUAGGUGUUUUAAAAAUAAGCUUUUAAAUUAAAUGAACGCACUGCAGUUUCUUACCAGAACAAUCGCAAUCCAUAAGUCUUGUUGAAAGGUGAGAUUUUACGAUCGUUUUGAUAGUAAUACUUCUAAAAACUUGCUGAACCAUCAGCAAUUAGUGCCAUUGUGACUUGUAAUGUUUUUAGAUGCUUACCUUUAUGUUGAUUUUGCCUUAUAUUUUCGACCUUACCAUCGGCAUAAAAUCCUUGUUUUGACUUAAUGGCAGGAAAAAAAUACCGUAUAAUUCUUUUAUUUUCUUCUUUAAUCUGUAAAAACAAUUAAUUAAAUUCGUGCGUAGGCCCGUGCAGCAUCCCCUUGUAAGCUGGUUCCGUUUUACCACUCAAAUAUCAUAUCAGACAGCAAGCUAGGGAAAACUUUCAUAAGCAUGUUAUCUAUCCAUUGGCCUUAAAAGCUACAGAAACACUCUUGAAAGAAAGUUCACGUUUCUUCCUGUUUUGACACGCUGAUCUCGUUCAUUGUUUUAUUGUGGGCGUAAUGGGACCAUGUGACUUACAAAUCUAAUCAAAUUUCUUUUAACAAAGAAUAUAAAAUGAGAACUGACGUUCGCUUAAAAUCUUCAGAACGCUUGUUAACUUCUCGCUGGUUUCAAUGAAGAUGCUGUGCUUGAGGGUAACGUUCGUGUUCUUAUUGAGUAACUCCAUUGUUUGCCAAGUAUUCAGGUCUGAAUUUCAAGGUCAUAACACAGGCUCGCUGAAAGCAAAUGGGGAGGACAGCUUCCAAGUUAUUGCACAGCAGUUGCCAAGUACUUCUGAAAAAAUUUCUUCAAACAGAACAAGGGAUGUACCCACUGGAGACGCCGAUCCUAAUCAACUCCUCUCAAUUCGAAGUGAAAACGUCCUAGACACUCACGAAUUUUUGAAGUACAAGAGGAAAAGUAUCGUGGGUUCAGAUGAUAGAAUUCAUGUAAAACCAGCAAAGACCCAAAUCAUGCCUUUCAAAGCGGUCGUGAAAGUGAAGAUGAGCGCCCAAGCGGGAUCAUGCUCUGGCAUCCUGAUUGGCCCGCGCCAUGUCUUGUCUGCUGCUCACUGCUUUCACGACGGCAACAGGUCUUUAACGCCACUUCGCGCCUUAAAAAUUGGCAUUCUGCAGCGUAAUGAACGUUUCACUUUAUACUCUGUCGAAGACGUGUUCCUACCGCGCGCUUUGUACCAGGCAAGGCGUGUGAAUCCGGAAUACGAUUACGCCGUCUUGACCCUCCAGCGGCCUCACGGACGACCGUUUCUUCAGAUCGUAGCCAUGUCAAUGAGGAAUCUCCUCCGGUUUACGACAAUGCACUUUGCCUGCUUCCCGAACGACAAGCUAGAAAAUACGAUGUGGUACUCGUCGUGCCCCGUCGGUUGGCAGCCGACCAACACCACUUACCGAACUGUAAUCAUGAAUAAGUGUGACGCCGCCGGCGGCUGCUCGGGAGCCGGCGUUUAUGUGGUGGAUCACAGGAGUGAUAAUCGAUAUGUAAUUGGAGUCUUGUCGAGCACAGUCAACAAGAAACCGAAGAAUGUCGUAACACGUUUGACGUCUAAGAAGGUGAAAGAAAUAUGCCGUUGGAUUGGAUGGUUGAAAAAAUCAGGAUGUCGUAGAAGCACCAGUUAACCAGGAAACGAACUUGCCCUGUGUUGGCCAUUAGAAUAAGAGGCAUUAUUUUUUUUUUGAAUGAUGAAAUUAAAAUAAAGAACUAAUCACGAACAGAUGAUAAGAAAUGUAAAAUAUGUUUUUCUUUUCUUGAGAACAAUUAAAAGAAAUUAAGACGUUGUCGACGUGAUUUUUUUGCUGUUAGUCGUUUCUUGCCCAAAUAUUGAUGAAAUCAUUAACAGAAAUUAUUCGAACGAUUUAUCGACAUGGUUUAUUGAUGUUUGAAAAAAUCAUUCAAAUUGCUCUAGGGUAUUGAAAAUUUAAACAUUAAAUACUUGUUAAGGGGAAAUGCAGAUUGUGAAAAUCGGUUUCUGCCGAUUUUGUCAUCGUUUUACCUGGGGCAAAUAAAUUCACUCAACGACACCGUCAGUGGCCUGUGGAACUCUUUCUUCCCAAACUCAAUAUCUGAAUAUUUCUGAAUUUAUACAAGACACAAAGUUCUGAUUGUAGGUUGUGCACUAACUCAAUAUAGAAUCGACAGAAGGAACAUGAAGCCUUAGUAAAGCCUGUGUUCCAAACUGCGGAGAAAAAUAGUUGAAUUCUUGGCGAGUAUAAACGGUCCUGAGAGAUAAGGGGCGGGUUUAUUCCUAAGCUAGCGUGAAAACUGAUGGCAAAAGAGUUUAAGCGUUUUUUUUUUUUUUGAUUCAUUAAUUUUCUCUCUUUCCUUAAAUCAAGGGGAAAGCGUCAUUACUCGCAUUUUCGUAUAGUUUCGACAAUGACGUACAGAUAGAGUCGUUUCGCCAAUGGCGCGACUUGGUUUGAGGAUGCACUUUCAACGUUUUUAUAACCUCUUUGCUUCCCCAUGCAAGUUGUUUGAUUUAAAUAGCUUUGUUUGAUGACGAGCGGGUGUUUUGGCUGUAUACCCAGGUGACCGCUUUCACUGAGAAAGAGGUGUCGUUUUGAGACCAUUAGCUACAUUUUAGUUAUCAAGGUUUGGCCGGAAGGCGCAGGAAAGUCACCUCGGCUAUGUAUGUAUGCUUGACCCUUGGCGUGCGCUUUGGAGGAAAUGGUGCACUUACUCAUCAACGUCUUACACUGAGAGUCCACAUUGGGAGAAUAAGAGAGGUUCAAAUGGUAUACUCGUGAUGUUACGUUUUCUGAUUGAUCUCCUCAUCCACAAAUAAACCAACCUUUCUGGCAUUUCCCAAAAAGCAUAGAAUACUCUUAAGAGUGUUCAAUAAGACUUUCCAUCAAAAAUCUGUACAAAUCUCAGACUGCUUUGCAAUUAUAUUAAUUAGUCAGUCUGUUCAAGACCGUUCCCGGCUGCCGGUCAUAUAAACGCCACCUCGUCUUGAGGCACUUCUUUGCACCACCGUGCAAAUAAAGUACGCGAAUUAUUUCCAUGUUUUGACAAUUCAACUCCUCUGUUACGGUUUAGGCAUGCUAUUUAUUUUGCUUCACGCGCUGCACUCUUCGUCGCACUCAAACAAAGACAGUAAGCUACAGUACUUUGACUGCUUUCGAUUGUUAAGAGCCAGUGCCCAUAAUUAUGGACCAAACAACGGCACAAGUCGAAAAAU